Danio rerio (zebrafish) is the source of this 792-nucleotide messenger RNA. NCBI's taxonomy places the organism in Eukaryota, Metazoa, Chordata, Actinopteri, Cypriniformes, Danionidae. The record is from RefSeq.
AGGGAAGAGGGGAGGGGUUUGAACGAAAAGGGGAGUGUCAGUGCGUGCAUACUAAAAAGCUAAUUACUAGACCGUCAACACAAAGACGCAGACACAGAGAUGGACAGCGACUCGGAAAGCAGCGUUUGCAGUGGAUCUGACAGCUCUGUGGAGGUGGAGGACUUCUCUCCACCAGAUUCCCCGCAGUCACAUCUGGUUGAAGAAAGUACAGGUCCACUGCCGUAUCAGUUCGAACCUUUAAACAGAAACGCGCCAGUGAAUGCAGGAGAAAGUGACAAUGCUCCUGACUACGCGAAUAUGGAUGUCUCGCAAUGGUGUUCUUGUGGUAACUGCUCCAGACUCCGUCCAGAGGAAAACGUUUGUUGUAGAGACAUACCAGAGGUGCACACAAAUGGCCGGUUAAACGGCUUAAAUUGCAUAACAAAUGACCCUGGAUUUGAGUCUAUCGCUCUUAACCCAACCGUCCUGCAGCUGACUAAUGCCAUUGAUCGACAUUCGAAUGGGGAGAUGAGAAACGCAGCUCGCAACAGUUUUUACAGACACGUCGCAUACCGAAAUAUUGUCUGGUGGUGCUGGGGAUAUCUCGGAAGAGAGAUCAGAGUGGUGAAACCCUCAUGUGCAGUAACAAGAAUACGACAGGAAUUCCCCGAUGAGAAUGAGAACUACACUGGUUAUUUACCCCGUCCAAUGUAGCAUAAACCAUAUAUAUAUAUAUAUUGUUUAUAUAUUGUUUUAAGAUAAAUAUAAAUAUGUAGAAAGAUUAACAAAUAAACGUAUGUGCACUACAAACAA